UCCAACGCUUCAAAUAAACUUAAACGACAACCAACCCUUCCUCCUGCUCCUGUGACGGAGAGACAUCAUCAUGCUGUUGUUCCUCUUCCUGUUGGGUCUGGCUCUGGGUGCUGUGUCUCCUUCAGAGGACCCUCAAGUGAAGCUUGAGCGUGGCAACUGUCCCAUGUUCUGGUACUCCUUCAACAACCGCUGCUACAAGUACGUCGCCACACUUUUGACUUGGGCUGAUGCAGAGCUCCAAUGUGUGUCAGAGGGAGCCAACCUGGUGUCCAUCCACAGUCAGGCCGAACAUGAGUUUGUCAGAUCACUGAUCAAGAACUUUGACAUUGCUGAGGGAUGGAACUGGAUCGGACUCAGUGACCUCCACAAAGAAGGAGGCUGGAUGUGGUCUGAUGGGUGUGAAGCCAAGUUUUUCGUUUGGCCUGGAGGAGAGCCAAGCAACCCUGGAAGACACUGUGUCCACACCAAUUGGUAUCAGAAAUGGGACGAUUGGCAGUGUUCUUCAACUAUUGCCUCAGUCUGUGCAUCUCGCAUAACUUGUGUUUAGCAACUGAGAUGUUACAUUUGUCUGGUUGAACCAGGUCACUGUAAAACUGUUACUCUGUUAACAUGCUUCUGACCACAAUAAAGACAUGAAUGCACA
Messenger RNA from Gymnodraco acuticeps, 643 nucleotides. RefSeq names its product lactose-binding lectin l-2-like. Gene Ontology annotation, molecular function: signaling receptor activity. Lineage: Eukaryota; Metazoa; Chordata; Actinopteri; Perciformes; Bathydraconidae. The record is from RefSeq and is a predicted model, not a curated record. The transcript has a single exon. Bases 71 to 547 code for a protein of 158 amino acids.